CUCUCUCUCUCUCUCUCUCUCGUGGCCAAGAUGAAUGCUAUAAUGGAUGCCAUGCAGGGUUUUGGGGUGAGCACCACCCACUACCUGCAGACCAACUAUCAGGAUGCCCAGGGCUUGUUUCUCUGGGUCUCCUGGGCGGCAGACCUCAGGAACACCUUCUUCAUCUUCUUCCCGCUGUGGAUCCACCUGCGGGCUUCAGUGGGCAUCAAGCUCAUCUGGGUGGCUGUGAUUGGAGACUGGCUUAACUUGGUGUUCAAAUGGAUUCUGUUUGGGGAGAGGCCUUACUGGUGGGUCCAUGAGACGGCUUAUUAUGCAAAUAGUGAUCGUCCUCACAUCGAGCAGUACCCCAUGACCUGCGAGACUGGGCCAGGCAGCCCCUCAGGUCAUGCGAUGGGAGCCGCAGGCGUCUACUACACCCUGGUGACCUCCAUCCUCGCCAUCGUGGCCAGCAAGAAGAAAUAUGGAAGCAAGAAAUCCACCAACGAGCACUGGUAUCUGAAGGCUGCUUUGUGGACGCUGUUUUGUGGAGUCCAGGUGUGUGUGUGUCUUUCCAGGGUCUUCAUCGCUGCCCACUUCCCCCACCAGGUCGUUGCAGGUGUUAUCACAGGUAUGAUUGUGGCUGAAGCCUUCAACAGAACUCAGUGGAUCUACAGCGCCAGCAUGAAGAAAUACUUCUACACCACCUUCUUCCUGACCUCCUUCGCUGUCGGCUUCUACGUCCUGCUCAAAGCCCUGGGCGUAGACCUGCUGUGGACCAUGGAGAAAGCCCAGAAGUGGUGCGUGAAGCCCGAGUGGGUCCACCUGGACACCACGCCCUUCGCCAGCCUCCUGCGCAAUAUGGGCACCCUAUUCGGCCUGGGCCUGGGCCUGCACUCGCCGCUGUACACCGAGACCAAGAAGAGCAGCAGCACGUUGGUCAAAGCAUGCUGCGUGGUCAGCUCUCUGGUCCUGCUGCACCUGUUUGACUCCUUCAAGCCUCCCACGCACACGGCCGCCUUGUUCUACCUGCUGUCCUUCUGCAAGAGCGCCACCGUUCCUCUGGUCACCGUCAGCAUCAUCCCGUACUGCGUGAACGGAGCUCUGAGCCGGCCCAACAAAAAGGGAGUGUGAGCGAUGAACUCAGGUCUCGCAGUGAGACGUCUUCCGGAUCAAAAACAAACUUUCCUCUGGUGCUCAUUGUGUUCGUAUGUCCAGUCGAUCCUCAGGAAAAAAGAAAAAAGCCUACGAGAUCAAUGGGAAAUUGUCACUGGUGUCAUUUGUAGGCUGGACUCUGUGAGCUGUGUGACACUGUGUGAAGGCACCAUCCAGGAUGUUGAGUCAAAGACCAGUUCUCAGUUCAGCAAAAUAUUAUCUGUACAAUUACUUUGAGUCCUGGAAAAGGACAAACGAUGAACAUUUGUCUGCGGCGAGUGACAGUGACAGUCACUUGUCGCUUUGAUGCGCUAUGUCAGCUUUAAUGUAUUUUAAAUGUUGUAGAAAGUAUUUUUGAAAAGUGUGUUGAAUAUUUUUAAUAAAAAAGAUCUUGAAAAUGUA
Messenger RNA from Scatophagus argus, 1533 nucleotides. RefSeq names its product glucose-6-phosphatase catalytic subunit 1a, tandem duplicate 2 (gene g6pc1a.2). The coding region runs from base 31 to 1110 and encodes 359 amino acids. Gene Ontology annotation, cellular component: membrane. The record is from RefSeq and is a predicted model, not a curated record. Gene Ontology annotation, molecular function: glucose-6-phosphatase activity. The transcript is spliced from 5 exons. Lineage: Eukaryota; Metazoa; Chordata; Actinopteri; Scatophagidae. Gene Ontology annotation, biological process: gluconeogenesis; glucose 6-phosphate metabolic process.